AUGAAGUACAUCCUUGUGACUGGAGGCGUCAUUAGCGGCGUUGGAAAGGGCAUCAUCGCCUCUUCCACCGGCUUGCUUCUCAAGUCACUUGGCCUCAAGGUCACGGCGAUUAAAAUUGAUCCUUACAUUAAUCUGGAUGCCGGAACCAUGAAGCCUACAGAUGAUGGUGGCGAAGUCGAUCUCGAUAUGGGAAAUUACGAGCGAUACCUCGCCGGAAUCUCGCUGACGCGCGAGCACAACAUCACGACCGGACAGGUCUAUAAGGAGGUCAUUGACAGGGAGCGCCGCGGCGACUACCUCGGCAAGACGGUGCAGAUUGUUCCCCACGUCACGAAUGCGAUCCGUGAAAGGAUUCAGCGCGUGGCGAAGAUUCCUGUGGACGCUUCCGGGGAGGAGCCGGAUGUCUGUAUAGUCGAACUCGGCGGAACCGUCGGCGACAUCGAGUCCAUGCCCUUCGUCGAAGCUCUCACCCAACUCCGAUACGUAACCCCCAAGUCCGACUUCUUCAGCAUCCACGUCUCCUUCGUGCCCGCCAUCCACGGCGAGCAAAAGACCAAGCCGACCCAGCACUCCGUCAAGACGGUCCGCAGCGCGGGCAUCAUCCCCGACCUCCUCGCCUGCCGCUGCGACAAGCCCCUCGAGGCCUCCACCAUCGCCAAGAUCGCCCUGCACUGCCAGGUCGAGGAGAGGCAGGUCAUGGUCGUCUACGACAUGCCCAGCAUCUACCAGGUGCCCGUCCUCCUCGAUACUCAGAACCUCGUCUCCGUGUUGACGCCUGCCCUUAACCUCGAUAAGAUCCCCCGCAAUGAGACGCGCAUAAAGAAGGGUGUUGAGAUGUGGGGUCUGUGGAAGGACACCGUCGUCAGCCGCGACGAUCCUCCCGUCACCAUCGCUCUCGUUGGCAAGUAUACCGAGCUCCACGACUCGUACCUGUCCGUGGUCAAGUCCCUCGAGCACUCCGCCAUGAAGUGCCGCCGCACGCUAGACCUCCAAUGGAUCGACUCCGAGCUCCUCGAAGAGACAGCCGAUAAAGCGGCCUACGACUCGGCCUGGGCCAAAGUCAAGAGCGCCAACGGCAUCCUCGUGCCUGGCGGUUUCGGCCACCGCGGCACCGAGGGCAUGAUCGCCGCAGCCAAGUGGGCCCGCGAGAACAACACACCCUUCCUAGGUAUCUGCCUCGGCAUGCAGGUAGCCGUUAUCGAAUUCGCCCGCAACGUCGUGCAUCUCUCGAAGGCCACGUCGGAGGAAUUCGAUGGCGACGCCGAGCACCAAGUCAUCAUCUUCAUGCCCGAGAUCGACAAGACCAAGAUGGGCGGCACCAUGCGUCUGGGUCUCCACGAUACUCACUUCCAGCCCGGUAGCGAGUGGAGCAAGCUCCGCGCGCUGUACGGAAACGUCGACGUCGUUAGCGAGCGCCACAGGCACCGGUACGAGGUUAACCCCGCGUACGUGGAUAAGCUGCACGAUGCCGGGCUUAAUUUCCUUGGCAAGGACGAUAAGGGUGAGAGGAUGGAGAUUAUGGAACUCAAGGAUCACCCUUAUUACGUCGGUGUGCAGUAUCACCCGGAGUAUACGAGCCGCGUGCUUGAUGCGAGCAAGCCGUACCUCGGAUUCGUGGCAGCGAGCGCUGGGUGCUUGGGCCCGAUUAUGAAGGAGAUGGUGCAGAGGAACACGAACGGAGUUUGUGGAAAGCCACACGCUUAA
Molecule: messenger RNA, 1704 nt
Organism: Scedosporium apiospermum
Lineage: Eukaryota; Fungi; Ascomycota; Sordariomycetes; Microascales; Microascaceae
Product: CTP synthase
Exons: 6
Coding region: 1-1704 (567 amino acids)
Biological process (GO): CTP biosynthetic process; pyrimidine nucleobase biosynthetic process
Cellular component (GO): cytoophidium; cytoplasm
Molecular function (GO): CTP synthase activity; identical protein binding
Source: RefSeq, a predicted model, not a curated record